AUGCAUUUGGAUAGUCGGUUAAUUCCCUGGCUCUUGCUCAUUUCGGGCUCCGUCGUCGGCUCGAGAAGAAACUGCUCCAAGGAGGAGUUCCGCUGUUUUGUCGGUGGCGACUGUGUCUCCAUCAAGAAAUGGCAGGACGGCAUCGACGACUGUCCUGAUGCCAGCGAUGAAGGUCCGUUUGCUUCUUUCACUUUACAUUUUGAUUUUCUCGAGAUUCUUCUUUUUGCAAUAGAUUCUUCUUGUCUGGCUCCAUUCAAUUCAAUUCAAUUCAAUUUAUUCAGUAUUCAGAGUAAGAUGUAGAAAAUCUCUGCUGAAUCAUGUUAUAUCGAAGAGUUUGUCAUCACUCUAUUAUAAAUUCAGUCUUUUUCCUCAAAAACUUAAACGCACGUUCGAAAAAAAAGAAUGAGACAUGUCUCUUUGAAAAAAGCAUACCCCAUAUAAGUGAGGGGGCGGAAAAAUUGAAUUGAACUUUUUUUACUACCUUUUUUUCAAGUUCAAGUUAAUUAUUUUAUUGGAGUUAUACGAAACGAAUAAAGAAAAAGGGUAUUCUAAAUUUUUAUUAAACGUUAGUUUGAAAUAUUGAAAAAAAUUAAAUUAAAUUUCGUACUCUAAACUGUAAUUUUUUUCCGAAAAAUUUUUCCAGUGAAAUUUAAGAGUAAUUGCUUUGAAAGAACAUAAAAUUUUUCAAUUAUUAAAGCAGCUGUGUUUUUUUCGAUUUUAUCUUCUGAAAAUUAACUUUGAUAACUCGCUAAAAUUUAUUUUUUUCUCACUCAUUCAUUUUUCUUCUGAACACUUUGGGUAGAAAUAUUUCCAAUCCUUCUAUUAGUGAAAAAAAUUCUUAGCAACACUUUAUUUCGGAAGAUUAUUCGAAAAAUAUUUUUUUGUCUUUCUUUCUACUUGAUUUUUUGCGCCUCAACUUCCAUGGUUAAACUCUAUUUUUAUUUCUUUUCAUUCUCAUGAACUAAGCCUAUUACUGAAAAGUUAUCCGAGUUUCUUGAUUUAUCGCAUUUUCUCUCGUCUUUUUACGAAUGUCCAUUCUGAAGAGGUUCAUAAAAAUCCUAACUUGACCGUGGGACUGUUAUAAUAACACUGAUUAGUCGCUUUAAAUUUCGAAGUUCCCAUGUAAACUUGCCCGACAUGACUUCUAGAUUUAUGGUUGUUCGAUUUUUGGAAAAAGGUAAUUAAGGGGUUCUGCUUUUUCGAAAACGCAUUUGGUCAGGAAAAAAGCCAGAGGCUUGUUUAGAAAAAAAAAAAUUUCUUGUACUUGUUGGACACCUUUGUUGCCGUCUAAGUGGGCCAAUAUACGCGCGAAAUUACUUUCUGUUCACUUUUUUUCUACUUUGUUGUUACUUUUAGGAGUCCUUUUUUUUUCAAAACGGAACUUUGUCGUAUCGCAAGUUAUUUAUAGGACAAUAAUCGCCACCUAGAAUUGAAUAGGGCCAGAUUUAUAGGUGAGCUCAUUAUUUUUGCACAGUAGUAUACCUAUUUGAGACCAUCGUUAGAUUUUGUUUCAAGCCAGCGCUAUAGUAGCGAGAAAAUUGUACGAAAUUCAAUAAUUUCGGGUGUAAGUGGAAGAACAAAAAAUGAGUAAUAUUUUAUUUGCAGUUCACUUUAUUGACUUCCAAUAAUGAUUGUUUUUUAUCAAAGUAUUUUCAACUAUUAACUACUCUACUGAAAUUGUGCGAAGAGGAGUGCCUAUGCCUGCAUACUCCAAAUAAGCUUCAUGCAUUCUGCAAAUCAUUGCUUUGCAUUUUGCCCAGAAGUACCUCGCAUUUUGCAAUUUUUUCGUCUGUUCAAAAGCAAGAACAAAAAAAAAGGCAAAGUGCGAGGAACUCCUGUGCAAAAUGCAAAGCUCUGAUGUACAAGAUGCAGGAAAUGUUUUUUGCAGAAUGCCGACAUAGGCACUGCUCUUUGCACGAUUUCAGUAGGGUAGUUCACUGGAAAUGUUUCCCUUCAUUAUUUUUCAUGAAGACUUCUAAAAAUCGUGCUGCUCAACCUAAGAAAGUCAGGAAUGCUCAUUUGGGUGUCCUUGAAGGCGGCAGAUCUUUUUGCGAAUCUUCGCGGUUUGUUUGGCCUGCCAGCCGCGUAAUUCGUCAUCUAUCUCGCGCGCCGCGCAAAAAAUGCCAUCGUACUAGGUUUGACCUACAAUUCUAACUAAUGGAGACGUUGGCCUUCUCGGACCUGUCGCAAUUUUUCAAGACAAAGAUGGUAGAAAGGCUUGAAAUGAAUGUAAAGUAAGUUUUCGGAUGUAUACAGCCUAUAUUCAAAGUCCUAAGUAAUUUGGCUGGACCGCUCGAACAUUUCGAGUGUUCGUUUUUUUUUUAGUAAAGAAAAAGAAGAAGCUUUUUGAAAUUCAAAUUAGCGUGGUUUAAAGAAUUAUUUCAUUCCCAGUAAUCUGUGUACGCUCCUGUUUGAAGACUUUCUCUUCAAGAACUCGUGAAAACAUUUUACAAUUUUGAAUUAAGCAAUAUUUCUCUGAUUCUGCCUCUGUUCAAGUUUUUAGCUCAAUCUCUCCGAAUAGCAAUUUUUAUCUGUGAUCCUUUUCAAACAGUAUAAUUUUGCUAUUUUCGAAGAUGAUAGAUAACUAAGGAGUGUUCUCUGGAGUUUUUCUUUUUUGAUCUCACCUCAGAUAAGAAAAAAUUGAUGGACCUGACUAUCUUUCGUAUGAUUCAUUUCUAUGCAUAAUUUCAUUUUUCUCGCACCGAUAUUUCACGUCAACGCCGAUAGACAUCAAAGUAGCGCGAUGAAGAUUAUCUCGUCGUGCAAAUCGCUCCCGUUUUCGUUCGAUUUGUUGGAUGUUGUUUUUGGAAACUGUCUGAAUUCGUCAAGGGCUUUAUUUGUCAACAAAACUCAACGAGAAUACUAUUUCAUUUGAAGUUUUUGUAUAUCAAGGUUUAGGCUCAAUUUUUCUAAAUUGGAAAAAAAAGGCCAUGAUUUAGUAGUCCCCUUCCUCUACCGCAACCCAAGACAAUUAACUCCAGGCCGUGUGAAUCUGAAAUAAGUUGGCCUUGAACCGUGUAGCCAUUAAACGAGGGCUCAGGAAUGGUCUUCGAAACGGCACACGGCUAUUCAUUUCGGAACACCACAGGAGGUCCCAUUUCAUCGCUGCAAGGAGCAUUGUUCCUGAGCCACUUACUUAGAGACACAAAUGGCCGCACAAUACAAAACCCUCGUGAUGCGCCUCUUCCCGUAUUGUUCUGCAGUUUCUUAGACAUCGAGAAACUAUGCAUGUAAAUGAGAUGAACGUUCUUAGUUGAAUAGAUAACAUUGUCCAGAUAGAUCGGUGUCUGUACAGAAAAAAUCAACCAAAAAGGCGUACUUCAAAGUUUAGUUUUAUCAUAAAAAUACGUGAAACACGAGCUUCGGACCCAAUUGGAACAGCGUACUAACCAGCGUUUAAUUUUUGUUGAUUUGCGUUUCGGUAAUCCUUUGAAUAACUAUUUUCGAUAUUUCAUUCGUUUUCAAAGCUUCCAGUUUGGUCUUUUGUCGUUCAAAGGUUUCUUUUUUGAAUCGUCUUCUUUUUUUUCCAUUUUUCAUCAAUUUCGCAUGUUUGAUUGAAGUCAUUUUUGUGCACGCUACGAUAAAAAUAGUUAUUUUGUAAGUUUUAAUUCGAAUUCCUUUUUUUUUCUGACCACUUUAGGUGACCAACGUCGCAGAACUCACACAUAGUAUAAUUAUUCUCUUGAGCUUCAUGUGUCUAGAAUACCAGUAUUGUUGCGCAGUUUCGGGACUGCCAAUAACUCGGUGAAGUGUUUACUUGUCGGUAGCCAAAUCCCAAUAAUAAGCUAUUGGAAAGCGAUUUUCAUGCCUGAAGGUGCAAGAGUAGGAUUGAAAUAUGCAACUGAGGGAAGGUUCAGAAAGGCCCUUUGUAUAUAAAAAAAAAACUUUUAGUUCUAUAAUCACUUGAGUUCAGAUAGUCGGGUGGCAGGGAGAACUGGCAAGCAAAAAAAAAAUGCUUGGCCACUUUCAUCGAGUGGCCAAUUUGCAAUCGAGCCAGAGAAAGUCGGACUAGAACGAAACCGUUGCCCAGAAUAUCUGCCAACUAGAAUCCGCUGGAUUUUGGCGUUCCCCGUUAGGCAACCCCGGAGGGAAAGUGAGAUAGUAGUGGUCAGAAGAGAUGAAUCUUUUCUCUGGACUAGUUUUGCCGUAGCAAAAGUCACAAAAUAACACAUUCUUCCUCAAAGUCUAAUGAGGAAACGUCUUUUUCCUGGUUUUCUGGAUUAUUUUUUCUGUGGACGAAAUAGUGUCAAAUAACUUCAUUUUGAGCGUCUCUCAACAUUAUAAGGAAGAUUUUUUGAACCUCCGCUUCCGCUACCGAAAGUGAAACAUGAGUUCCUACUCCAUUUCAUCUAAUUAUCCCUCUAACUGGUUCAACGGUUGGUCCGAGGCGGCAAAAAAGUACUUUAAACGCUUUUCGGCGAUUUUCCCAUGGACCAUGAAACGACAAAAAACAUUUGCGACUGGUUGUCCAGUAGAGCACACUUGGUGUGGAACAAAUCCACUUGCGACCUUUUGCGGUUGUGCUUGGAAUUGCGCAAGACGUCGUUCAACAACCCGCGGCUAUAAUUAUAACCAGCCAUUGUGUUUUUGGGCAUCGGAAGUGGCGAUUUUUUCACUGCGCCACGCUCAUUUGUCCUUAUUCGGAUGGACACUGGGCGAUGACCGCUUCCGCUUCUUUUCCGAGUAGAAAGGAGGAAUUUCGCUUUUUAAUUCGCUCGAGGGAAAGUAAAGGUCUUUCAAAGUUAUACAACUUUCCCUAUACGAAAAAAAUACGACCUCAGAGAACGGUUGGACGUUCCGCGCGUCAAGAAAACGAUCAUUGGAUUGCAACCGAGCCAUUCUUCUGCGGCAAGAGUGACGUCUCCAAAGGUCGUCGCGAGUCUGACAGGCGGCAAUUUCCCAACCAAACAAUUUCCCAAGCAAAAUUUCCGGUCAACUUGAUUGGCCACACACUUUUGUUGAUGUAAAUUCAAAAAAGAAUGAUUAUCCAUUUCAAUCGUAUCUGAAAUAGGCUUUAAUAGAUGAAGAAAAGACAGGGUGAUCUUGGGUCUUCAUUUCUUCUUUCAAAACUGAUACUUGAAAGGUUCGAGUCCCCCCGAGGUCGACCAAGCCUUUCAUCCCUCCGGGGUAGAUAAUAUUGGGAGCUGCAUGCAGCGAAAAGGCUCAAUCUCUGCCAUCGGCCUUUGGAAAGCCGACACCGUACUUCUUCCUACGACCUCUCUUGUACCUGAUGUUCUACGAGCGAAAUUCACAACUUCUCUGCCUAAGCCACAGCUCCUGCCGCCGUUUAAACACAGUUGAAAUCAAUGAAAGUCGAUUGCACAUGUACUCUUACAUGAAGAUGCAAUAAACAGUAAAAACAGAUACUUGAAACUCCGACACGGCCCAGGUCGAAAGUUGGCAUUUGUGUCUUUUUUCUGACGUUGAUUUUUGAACUAGAUCUCAUUUUUUAGUUCAGUAUAUCAAAAAAAUUUAUAGGUAAAAAAAUUAAAAAAGUCGACUCUUGUAUGUGGUGAAAAAGAAUCUCGGCUCUUCAAACCAGUUUCUAUGACAAAGCCAAAGAAACCCUCCAACAGUUGAGGGCAAUUAUCACGUCAGGCGGCGGUGUCCGGUUGCCUCCGAUAACUUCACGGAAUGACCCAUUUCGACCCAAAAGUUGCGGGUUGCAGAUCAAAUCAGUAAUGAAACGUUUAGUAGUUGCGAAGAUUUUUGGCGAAAAAGUGGAAAAUAAAAAGAAAGGAUUUUAGUAAGAACUUUACGCAGGUUGCCGUUGAAAUUUUCUCGGAAAGAUUGUACUCAAAUCUUCUUUGAUUGAAAAUAGAUCAUUAAUAGCACUUUCCUUGGUCACUUGCUCAGAGUAUGCUCAAAAUUGUAGGCAAAGUAUAUUGAGAAGCUCAAGUUCACCUAAGAUAACACGGAAAACGGGGUUUGGCUUCAAAAAAUUACGAAAAUUUUGCUAUUCUUUCAAGCAAUCAAGAUAAUGUUCUUAUUAGGCCGUGUUUGUUAAUUAUUUUCUGGAUACACGAAACAAAUUGCAGAAUAGCCUCUAGAGUUGUUUCCGCAGAAUGUGAGAAGCUUCUCAACCACCCUUCGGAAUUUUUAUUUUGCAUUUUUUUUUUAAACGUUUCUGUAUCAUGGAGAGACAUCUAAUCGAGUUAAUCGAUGAAAUUUCUGACUUUGAAAAAUCACUGAAUCUCCGCCUUUUUUAUUAUUUAUAUUCUUGAAAAUAUCAAAAUGUUUUCAUUUUUUCAGCAUGCCUCCCAUGGCAGUUCGACUGUCAGUUUGGAAGUCCAAGAUGUGUGGCGAGCAAAAAACUGAAAGACGGAAAAAUCGACUGUUAUUCAGGAUUCGACGAAGGUUUUUCUAAUUGGAAAAGGCUGAAAUAUUCCUUUUGUUUUUCGAAGGAUGUCCACCGCACUACUUUGUCUGCAAGGACCGCAGCAAGUGUAUUGAACCUUGGCGAUUUCUCGACGGAAAGAAAGACUGCGCCGACGGCAGCGACGAACGUAUGUUUAGAAGCUCGAAAAACAGAAUUCUCAUCUCUGAAAGUAAAAGUCUGAAUAUCUGUUCUUCUCACGUUCCCAGCUUUUAUUGCUCACGAACCGUGAAAAAAUGACGAGCCGAUCGGAAACAGCCUUGAGCGUACGCUGGUUUUCUUUUUGCUUCUUCAUAAGGUUCAAUCGAUCGUCUCGAGGACAUUGAAUGAACUUUUGGUUGAAAAAAAUGCGGCCUCGUACUUUCUUUCAUUCUUGCCGCUCUUUUCACGCUUAUUAUAGCGGAAGCAAGAGGAACGAGUUAUUACUUUCGGAAAGAUAAUUUUGAAAGAGAUAAGGAAAGAGAAUUUUAUUUCAUGUCAGAAUCAUGAUUUUGAAAAACUAAUUUUUACGGUUUAUAAAGGAGAAUAAAGUUAGACUUUUCUUGUCAAAGCCGAAACGAUUUUCAAACAUACUAUAGUAUUCAAUAAAAUUCAGAACCUUAUGUAGAGCUCCAAAAAGCUUCUGAAAACAGUUUGAAAAAGUAGGGAGGCGUUUCUCAGGAUCUCUUUCCGAGCCUCGAAUUUUCGAAAUCUUUUCUGUGAGAGAAGAGAGUGUCAAAAAAGACGCAAUGCAAAAAUUAAUAGUUGAGUAAAAUCCGAGUACAGUGUUUUGAAGAGUUGAAUAGAUUUUCUUAACUUUAAAAAAAAUUAAUGUAGGUGGUCAUUCCUGAAUUUUCAAAUAAAAAACGAUUUUCAGCAUGCCCACAAUCUCAAUUUCCAUGCGCCGACGGCUCCAAAUGCAUCGAAGGAAAAAGGUUCCAGGACGGGCGCGAAGAUUGUGCCGACCAUUCAGAUGAAGGCAAACUAUUCAAUUUGCCACAAUUCUGAGGAAUCGUUUGCAGAGUGCACUGGGGCACAGUUUUCGUGCAGCUGCGGCGCGGUCCGAUGUGUCUCGCGCGAAGCGGUCGGAGACGGCUCCUGGGACUGCGAGGACGGCAGCGACGAGCUCUUCAACGAUACUCAUGGUCUGUUGGGCAUCAGAAUGAUCAAAAAUAUUCGCAUUUGAAAGUUUUUUGAGGAUGCCUUCAAAUGAGAUUGUAAAUGCUGACAAGGGAACAUGCCGCCGGUUGAACUUUUGAUGAAAUUUCGCAAAAGUUUACUUAACGAGCUCUUGAUUUCAGAACAAGCUCAAACUUCUAGCAAUAAAAGUGCUUUGAUUGAUGAAGCUUCAAAAAUUCUCAAAUAACCAUUUUUUUCAUGAUUUGUAUAGCGAUUGCUAAUUUGCUUGGGAGCAAGUCUAACUUUGAAGUUCAUAAAUUGAAUGAUAUAUUUAUUGAAAGGACUCUUAUUCGUGUUCUCGAGUCAAAAGGUCGUGAAAUACGACCCAGUUAAGUUUAUUCUAAAGUUCAACCGUGGGUUAAGAAAGCUUUCCUUGUAAGUUUUCAGUUUUGGAAAUUUCCCAAAAAAAUUUUAGUACUAAAAUUUUGUGUUGGGCCAUGAAAGGUACGAUUUUAGUGUUGGUUGGAGGUCAAAAAAAGAUAGGUUGUAGAUUGCAGGCUCACUUAAGAAUUGUAAAGUUGCAUGCUUACGACUGCCGGUUUCCUUGAUACGACUGAAGAAUUUCGAUGAAAUUAGCAAGUCUGUAGGGCUUCUACCCAUUACCUUGCGCAUCGCAAUCGCUUUUCAAUGUUUGCACUACUGAAUCCCAUUAUCUUGCGGCUCGUUAACACCUAUGCAUGUCGGUAAACACCUUCUCCAUCGAAAAUUCGAGGAAAACGACUUUUGUAUACAGGGAAACGAACAAAAAAGACAAAGCGAAUUUAUUUACAGCUUUGCGGGUUUUUACUUUUUAUUUUUAUUUUGUCCAUUCUUCAAACUUCAAACUGCGUUUUUCAAAACUUAAGCUAUAACACAUCAACAACGGAAGUUAUCCAAUUCUCUAAGUUCUCUAAAUUGGAUUAUUCCAUAUAUCGAAAAAUAGAUGGUUUAACAAGGAUGGUCGAUUUACUUUGUGGUAGGAAAUUUCUUGAAAACUGGCCAGAACACUCCUCGAUGAACCGAAUGAAGAUCCCAGAAGUCUCAAACUGCACAACUUUCUAGUUUGUGAAAAGGGAAACCUCAAAGUCAAAAAAAACUUCAAAAUCCGAGUUGAAUAGUCUCAUCCUGGGCUUUGAGCACUCCUACCUCCAAAACUAGAAGGUUAUGGGAAUUCCAGAAUCUUUUUCUGGUACAUCAAGGAGCGUUACGGUGAAAUUUCGGGAAAUUUCCAAAUAAAAUGACCUUUCUUAUAACUUUUCUUUUGAAGUUAGGUGCGAUGAAUUAACCUGUUCAUUAAAGCGGAAAACUCGAAGUGCAAGGAUGGAAAGCCACGAAGAUCCGGAACACACACGCUAUCUCUCGGAAAACUGCAGCUCUGUCCAGCGACCGUCGUGAAUCCUUGUAAACCGGAACUUGGCCAGAUUUGCAUUGUUCGUCUUCAGUUCAAUCUCAUGAUUACAUGAAGCUUUAGCUUGUGGGCGGGACUUGGAGAUGUGUCUGCAAACUGGGCACGGUACGACCUCUCGGCUCGGCAAAAUGCGUGCCUGUUGAGCUCCUCGAACGAUACAUGCGAAACCCAGUCACUAACUGCUCCGAGCUCAGCGACCAACUCAAAGAACAGUUUGGCGCGUUGAAAGGUACAAUUUGAAGAAUCUUGAAAGAAAAAAUAAUUCAAAAAUAAUUCAGACCUCGAGAUUUCGCGAAUUCAGUCCGCCAAGUUCAAGCCGAAUUCUGAAAUCCGACGUUCUCCUCAGAAAAUUCUCUUCUCUGGUACCACUGCUGUUAGUUUCAUCUAUUUUUAGGGCAGAGUGAUUUUCAAUUGAAAACAAAACGCAUUUAAGGCUACGCAUUCUUGACGCGUUAGACUUCUUUUUUUUUAACUUCACUACUGUAGAUUAACGUUUUUCGAAAGAAAUCGAAAACUUUUUUUACAUUUAAAUUAUACGCGAAACUAAAUUUUUUUGAGGUCUUAUUUUUCAAAAAGUCGCUGUACUUGCAUCAUCUGCAUUUAUAGGAACGAUUUUUUGAGUACAUUUUCACAAAAAGAAAGUUUUUUUCAAUGUUAUUACCCCUUUGUUGUAAAAACAGGGAAUUAAUAAAUGUUUACCCUAAGGAAGAUUUUUCUAAUCUAUCGUUAUAGUUUCUUAUAUAGUGAUCUACCAAAAACGCUCAUUACUAAUCAGACAACCUCGUAGAAGCUUAAUGAAUAUGAAAAGCUCCUUUCCUUUCAAAAUACUUCUAGAUGUCACGAGGUGACGGGUUUCUUCACAGCGGCGGAGAGGAUAUUCCGUUCAUGUUCGCUGUGGAGACCACCUCGAUCUCGGCUCACACAAUCGACACCUACGCCUUGGAGUCCGACGAGGAUCUCUCCGACACGUUCACAAACAAGCCGCUCAGAGACGAAAACGGCUGCAAUCCGUCUGAUCGGAGUACUUGUGCAGGUAUCAAACAUUUCAAAAGUUUUCAUUCUUACAUUUAUAUAUCAAUCAACCGUUAGUUUUGUUGCUUUAGUAAUAGAUGUAAUUGACUAGACUGUGAUCAAGAACUUUUAAAACCAUGUCGAACAAGUAGUUGAUCAAGUUCAAGGCGUGGUCUUACGCUCCUUCGCCUCGUUCUUCUGCGCGUAGGCCAUCCAGCUGCGCCUUGACGAACUCAGAAUGUAACAGAUCUUGUGCUGGAGCCUGGAGACCGUGUUCUGAUGGAAAGAAAGAAAAAAAACGUUCCAAUCUUUUUGUGAUUUGAAAACAAUGAAGUAUUGGUAUGUUAAUCUGAAGUAAAAACUUCAUUAGAGUGUAAAUAGCUUUAAAAAAUAAAUGACAAAUUACCCUUGUACUUUUUCUCGAAAACUUUCCAAGUUUCAGCAAAACACCAGUCGUGCCAGAAACAAGCGGACGGCGCCUUCAGAUGUGCCUGCGAAGCCAACACUGUGUUUGCCGACGGCGAAUGCAAAGGUUCAUAUUUUUCCAAUUCAUUAGUGGAACCAUUUGAACAUUGAGCGAUCACUGAAUCUAGAUUAAUCUUCUUAUCUUCAGUUCUUCGAGACGAAUGCGCCGAGAAGAGCAACGACUGCGAUCCGACGGCGCUGUGUAUGGACUCGCCGCUUUCUUACGAAUGUCUUUGUCGCGAAGGAUUCCUGGAUAUCUCUCUUGAACCUCGAUCAAGGCCUGGAAGGAAGUGCUUGAAAUGUGCGAUAUCUGACAAUUGUUAACAAAAACCUUCAAAAGAAAAGUUUUCCCUUUCAUAAUAAAACAUAUUUUCCCAAUUUUUUUUCUCUCUCAAUUCAUCCCCAAAAGUUACCUUUGGUGUAAAGUUUUUUCAAAUUUUUUAAUAGAAGAUCUGGAAGAUAAUUUCAGUCGUAACUGGGUCUUUGUUAAAGAUUAAAAUUUUUUUAACUUUGCUCAUUUCUCGCCGACGCGGCCACCAGUUUAAAAAUGAUCAGAUCAGAAAUUAAAAAAAUUAAAGAACUUUCAAUUUAAAAAAAGGAGACUUAUACAAAAAAAUAGGUAUAUGUAGCCCUUGAGGAAUUAUCUUUCUUUUACUCUUUUUCCAGUUUUUUUCCAAUUUGCGUAUUAUUUUUUAUUAUUUGCAGUAGUCAACGAGUGUGCUCAUGGGACGUUGAACAAUUGCUCGCCAAACGCUAAAUGUCUCGAUAAACCGGCCGGUUUCACUUGCAGGUGUGACGUUUCGAAGUUUUUUGGAAGAUACUGUAAAAGCGUUGUUUUGAAAUGAACUUGAUAGCUGUCAGCUUCAAACGUGAUAUUCAUAUUUCCCUUUGUUGCUUUUUUAAAAAUUUUGAAGCCGUCUUGAAGUAAAUAAGCUUUGCUGAUUUUUGAAUUCAAUCAAUGUUGGAACAGAAAGAUCGAGUCUACAAACUUUGUUGAAGGUGCCAAAACGGAUUUGUCGACGUUUCGCCGGAAGGCGCUCGUGCACCUGGAAGAAAUUGUACAAGAGGUGAGUUUUGUGGCUUUUUUCAAGCCGUCUCCGAGUAUUGAAUGGGCUAUGAGAAGCUAAAAAUUUAAUUUCAGCAGUAAAUGAAUGUUCUCAAGGAUCUCACGAUUGCGAUAAAAUGGCCUCGUGUCAUGAUUUGCCGGUCGGCUACAAUUGCAAGUACGAUUUUUGUUUUGGUUGAAAAAAAAGAAACUUUGCUGUGACCGUAGAAUGGUUUCUCACAAUGAAGUUUCCGAAAAAAAAGUCUUCUUUUUUAAAAGGAGUUCAAACUUUUUUUUAAGGCAAUGUAAACUGUAGUUUUGAUCUCAAUUCCAAAACCCGCCUAAAAACUUACAUUCAAUGCACCUAUAUAAUAAUAUAUCAUCAUUCAAAAAACCCACUGUUACCUGAGAUAAUUCUUUGGUGAGACUUAUUGAAAAGUGAUCUCUUAUGCGUCAAUGAUGUUUCUUCAGUGAUCUCUUUAAAACGUGCUCUUAAAAACUUCUUUCACAGUUUCUAUUCGUGACCAAUCAACUCAAAAACAAAUGUUCCUGGGUUUCUCUUUGUAUGAUACCAUUCAGCGUGCGGAACUGUUGUGAUAGCAUUUUUAUUACGUCUUCGGGAAGCAAAUCUGGAUGAAAAAAGCAAGAAACUUGUUGAGAAGCGGUCCCUAUUGUGCCAUGAUGCUGAGAAGGAAAAAAGCCGUUGAGAUUGAUUGAUAAAGAUGAUUGGAAGAAAAAGAAGGGGCGCCGGCCGCUGAGUCAUUUGCUUGAACAAUUAGGGCCAUUGGGUCAUAUUUCAACACAUUUUGCAAGUAUUCGGACCUCUUUCAUGUACAUAAUUACUCAAGAUUCGGAAGAUAUGAUACCUUUACUAUAUCAUGAAUAAAAUAAGUUACUCUGGUAUUUUCAGAUGUCCUUUCGGCUUCACCGACGUGAGUCCCGACCAAACGAAGCCUGGUCGAACUUGUGCUCAAGGUAGGGUUUUUUUUAAAUUGACAGGCGCAGCGAAAAACAAGAAAAAGAUGUUUAGGUAGCUGUUUCUUGCAUUGUAAAAUCUGCAGGCAAAAUUAAAGCAGUUUGGAGAUUUUUGGCCAUAUCCGUAAUUUUCGAAACAAAAAACCAUAGGAACAACUUUAAAAAACAUGUACGGAGUUUUUUUUUCGCUUUUCUCACCUAAAAGAAUCAGUGAGGGAUGAAUUCAAAUAAAAUGUUGGAGCUUAAUAAUUUUUCUUAUAUCCGAAAAAAACCUUCUUUUCAAAUUUUCACUUUCAUGUUUUUUUUGCACAUUGUUUUGAACAAUAACUGCACCUCCCGGAAGUUGGAUUCUCUCUUUUGAAUAAAGUGAAACGUGAAUGAAUUGAGUGGAAAAUCCCGCGGAUCCGAAGAUCGCAUCGUUCAGAUAAAAGGCACCUGAACGGUUUAUUGAAUGGGAAAGGAGGGUCAAUUCGGUCUGAAACGUUCGGCGACCACUUCAACAACGGAACUGCCUCAUAGUUGAUAAUCAUAAUAGAAUCACUUCUUCUUUAAAUUUCGACUUCUUUUAGCUUCUUAUUUCGAUUUUUCAACAAUCUUUAAAUCAGGUCAAAUCAGUGAAGAAGAUAUUCAAUAAAAAAUAUUAUACUCAAUUUCCUUUACCUUAAAAAAAACCCGUGAUUUUAUUUGGAUGGAGCAACGCGUAACUACUGCGAUGCAGUUUCCAGUCCCGGAGCAUUAAAAAAUUUUUCAUUAGUUAAUUUUUAAUUGCAAAGCGACCGCGACGCGUUAAGUCACUCCACGUGCGACCACGAUGAUUUAAAACGAAUAAAUUAAUUAUAUCCUCAGAAGAAAGCUAUUUUUCCAGUAUCGCUAGACUGUGCUGGAUGCAACUCGACGAGAGCGCACUGUGUCUCGACGAAAGGCGGAAGUCUCGUCUGUGCUUGUCUGCCUGGAUACGUCGACAUGAGUCCAAUCACUCCUGGCCAGAACUGCCAGCCUCUUAAAGGUGAUUCAACUUCAUUCUUGUACCCAUCGCAUCUGGAAGAAAUGUCUUUCUAACUCCGAAAAAAGAUGAAUUUGAAACAAAAGACGAGGUCAGAUGGAUGAAAGCGACCCUGAAAAGGUGGUCAAACGGACACCUGCCGUCCGCGAUUUCUCACUGUCAAAACUCUUUCUUGUGCAGAUUCAUGUUCGUUUUUGAGUUGAAUUCGGAAUUCGGCAAAGUUGCGAUGACUAGAUGGUUUGUUCUGGACGAGGCCUACGCAGUAUUGACUUUGAGAGUGAAAGUCGUGUAUUUCCCUUGCUUCUGAUCUGCUUUGUCUGGGGUGUCAAUGGCCAAUAGCCAAUCACUCCAAUGAAUCACCUUUGGGCGUCUAUCGGAACAUGCAAACAUACAAAACAACCUUUUGAUUCGCAGAGGAUUGAAAGACAACAACAUGCUAGAAUUGAGUAUUUCUUUUUUUUUUUUUGGCUUAUUCCUACAGUAACGACUAAAUUUUGAUGCGGAACCCAGAAAAGGAGAAUCUACUGUAUUAGAACUUCUCCGAAAAGGACAAGUUAACCAGACAGUGAGAAAUAUGAGAGGGCAAAUUGCGAGGAUUAACACGCGUUCCUCGGAAGCCUUUACCGGUUGGCAGGCGGCGAAAUUUCGUUGAGGAAGCCGUCGAAUGACCGGUCCAUCCGAGGUGUUCACGCUUCACGAGAGCUCGUUUUUCUUACAGCGCUUCCUGGAGAUUUCACACUUUCUCCGCUGUAGCUUGGAUUUCAAAAUAAUACAAAAUAAGAUCCAAAAGUUAUUAAGGACACAAAAAAUAUUGGUACUCUGUGAAAGAACUAGAAGUAGAUACAUACUAUUGUACUUUAUUUGUCAGGCUUCCUGACAAAAAGUCGUAGCUUUUACUAUUUUUUGUGUGCCGCCUCAUGUUUCACUAGUAUCAGUAUUUCUUGUAUGAAUUUAUUCUGAUUAGUAAACUUUGGGGAUGAAAUAUUGAACAGUGUUUCUCAAAAGGGCAGGAUACAUGUUCACUUGAACUAUUUCGUCGUGUCGCGCUAGUAGGUCGACUCCAAAACGGACCCGAAAUCAACUUCUCCUUCUCCAUCUUCGUUCUGAUGUUGUCAAUUGACCCCUCCACCGCAAUUGGCCUUCGGAAUGACGGCGCCGAGGGAGGGGAAGGAAGAACAGACGUCAGCAGCCAAGUUCCGCCAGGCCACGCCUCCAUUUCAACGUUCGAGCUAAGCCUGUAG
Molecule: messenger RNA, 14661 nt
Organism: Caenorhabditis auriculariae
Lineage: Eukaryota; Metazoa; Nematoda; Chromadorea; Rhabditida; Rhabditidae
Source: the annotation of a GenBank genome assembly